Acipenser ruthenus (sterlet) is the source of this 5650-nucleotide messenger RNA. RefSeq names its product V(D)J recombination-activating protein 1. Bases 1 to 3105 code for a protein of 1034 amino acids. Gene Ontology annotation, cellular component: DNA recombinase complex; nucleus; endodeoxyribonuclease complex. NCBI's taxonomy places the organism in Eukaryota, Metazoa, Chordata, Actinopteri, Acipenseriformes, Acipenseridae. The transcript is spliced from 2 exons. The record is from RefSeq and is a predicted model, not a curated record. Gene Ontology annotation, biological process: pre-B cell allelic exclusion; adaptive immune response; V(D)J recombination. Gene Ontology annotation, molecular function: metal ion binding; double-stranded DNA endonuclease activity; sequence-specific DNA binding.
AUGGCAGACACUCUUCUGCGCUCCAUUCCUGCAGAGAUCCAGCACCCCUACUCUAAGUUUUCUGACUGGAAGUUCAAACUCUUUCGGAUUAAAUCCUUUGAGAGAGCUCCUUUGGCCCAAGACAAAGAAAACCAGCCAGUAGAACAGACAGUGUCACAGUCUCCAGAAGAAGCUGAGAUGGCAGAUGAGAAACCUCCCUCUGCUAGUGUCAUGAAAGUAUGUUUAGGUGGGAAGUCAUUUGAUAACAACCGAGUGGACCUGAAGAUCGUGGAGAUUGAAAUGCACAUGGCGCACUUAAGACGUCUGUGUAGACUGUGUGGUGGUGCAUUGAAAAGAGACAGGACCAACCUGGAGCAUGAGGUCCAAGGUGCUUUGGAUGAGAUGAGCCGAGAGGCACUGAAGAAGAUGGGUUGCAAGGCCAGGGCCUGGCCAGAGGUCAUAUUGAAGGUUUUUAAGGUAGAUGUGACUGGAGACCUGGAGACUGUCCACCCCAUAUUUUUCUGUCAUGGUUGCUGUAAGGUCGCUAUCAGAGGAGGUGGCUUCUGCUGCUUCUCUCGAAUCCGAGUUCCCCAGUGGAUGCCUCACUCUGCACAGUGCAGGUUGUGCUCCCGGGUUGUGGGUUCUCUUAAAAGAAAGAUCAAGCCCCAGGCAGCUCAGCUAGCCAAGAGAGCUAAAGUGGACCUCAAGGAAAACAGAAGCCGUCGGUCCAAUGCUCACGGUCAAGCAAAAUUCUGGCCCAAAUCUCAAAGUCAAAGGAGCUUCUGGGUAAAGAAGAUCACCCACUGCAAGAAGGUUCACCUUGAAUCCAGGCUCUUGGCAGUCGACUAUCCUGUUGACUUUGUGCGGUCUGUCUCCUGCCAGGUCUGUAAUCAUCUGCUGGCCGACCCUGUCCAGUCCUCUUGCAAGCACCUCUUUUGCAGGACCUGUAUCCUGAAGUACAUUCGGGCUCUGGGAACGCACUGCCCUGCUUGUAGGGAACCCUGCAUCCCGACGGAUUUGGUGACCCCAGCCAAAGCUUUCAUGAAUGUUAUUUAUUCACUGGUGGUCCGGUGUCCUUUGGAAGGCUGUAAGGAGCAGGUGAGGCUGGAACACUAUGGAACCCACACCCUCAGUCAUCAAGAGGUCAAAGGCAAUGAAGUCUAUUCACCCAUCAAUAAGGGGGGGCGCCCGAGGCAGCACCUGCUCUCUCUAACCCGAAGGGCCCAGAAACACAGACUGAAGGAGCUAAAACACCAGGUGAAAAUCUUUGCAGAUAAAGAGGAAGGAGGGGACAUCAAGUCUGUCUGCCUAACACUCUUCCUACUGGCCCUGAGAGCUGGCAACGAGCACAGACAGGCUGAUGAACUAGAGGCAAUCAUGCAAGGUAGAGGAUCCAGAUUGCACCCAGCUGUAUGUCUAGCCAUUCGGGUGAACACCUUCCUGAGCUGCAGUCAGUACCAUAAAAUGUACAGGACAGUAAAAGCAACCAGCGGAAGGCAGAUCUUUCAGCCCUUGCAUGCCCUCCGUAAUGCAGAAAAGGUUUUGCUGCCAGGAUACCACCCGUUUGAGUGGCAGCCAGCCCUAAAGAACGUCUCCAGCAGCACAGAGGUGGGGAUUAUUGAUGGGUUGUCAGGCUGGACAGUUUCUGUGGAGGACUCUCAAAUGGACACUAUUGCUCGCAGGUUCCGCUAUGAUGCUGCCUUGGUUUCAGCCUUGAAGGACCUGGAGGAAGACAUCCUGGAAGGCGUUAAUGAGCAAGGACUGGACGACUCCUCCACAGAGGUCUUCACAGUGGUGAUCAAGGAGUCAUGCGAUGGAAUGGGCGAUGUGAGUGAGAAACACGGAGGUGGACCAUUGCUCCCAGAGAAAGCUAUCCGCUUCUCCUUCACCAUCAUGUCUAUUACCACCAAGAACGAAGAUGGAGAAAACAUAAAUGUCUUUCAGGAACACAAGCCAAACUCAGAGCUCUGCUGCAAACCCCUGUGUUUGAUGUUUGCAGAUGAAUCUGACCAUGAGACACUGACGGCUAUUCUGGGUCCAGUGCUGGCCGAACGGGAAGCCAUGAAAGAGAGUCGCCUGAUCCUGGAGAUUGGUGGGCUGUCUAGGUCCUUUCGAUUUAUCUUUAGGGGCACAGGGUAUGAUGAGAAGCUGGUGAGGGAUGUUGAAGGAUUGGAGGCCUCAGGGUCAACCUAUAUCUGUACCCUUUGUGAUGCCACCAGAGGUGAAGCUGCCCAGAAUAUGGUUCUUCACUCUGUCACCAGGAACCAUGAGGAGAACCUAGAUCGCUACGAGAUAUGGCGGUCCAAUCCCUACUCGGAGUCAGUGGAUGAACUCCGUGACAGAGUGAAGGGAGUUUCAGCCAAGCCCUUUAUGGAAACGCAGCCUUCCAUUGACGCCCUUCACUGUGACAUUGGCAAUGCUACAGAGUUCUACAAAAUAUUCCAGGAUGAAAUAGGGGAAGUCUACCAGAAUCACAACCCUACCCACGAGGAGAGGAAAAGGUGGCAAUCUGCCCUAGACAAGCAGCUGAGGAAGAAGAUGAACCUUAGACCUGUCAUGAGGAUGAAUGGCAAUUUUGCCCGCAAGUUGAUGACUAAGGAGACAGUAGAAGCUGUCUGUGAGCUUGUCCCAUCUGAAGAACGAAGAGAGGCCCUCAGGGAGCUUGUGCACCUUUACAUCCAAAUGAAGCCUGUCUGGCGUGCCAACUGCCCAGCCAAAGAGUGCCCAGACUUGCUCUGCCGUUACAGCUUCAACUCACAGCGCUUUGCAGAGCUCCUCUCCACUACCUUCAAGUACAGAUAUGAUGGAAAGAUCACCAACUACCUCCACAAGACCUUGGCCCAUGUGCCUGAAAUCAUUGAAAGGGAGGGUUCCAUAGGGGCCUGGGCCAGUGAGGGCAAUGAGUCCGGGAACAAGCUCUUCCGUCGGUUCCGCAAGAUGAACGCCAGGCAGUCCAAGUGCUAUGAGCUGGAGGACAUUCUCAAGCAUCACUGGCUUUAUACUUCCAAGUACCUCCAAAAGUUUAUGGAGGCACAUAAGAACUCAGCCAAAGCCUUAGAGGCCACAAUAAAUCCUGUGGAGACCCAGGACGAUGCUAUCAAUCUGAUAGACUCCUUGGAGUUUUGAUCAAGCCAAAACUAUGCUAGAAAAGGGCUGUUCUACCUAGAAGUAUUUCACAUCAGUCAUCUCCUACCGGUAUCCUGUGGCUUGGGAGUUUGAAGGCAGAGUUCUUCAAAUAGGCUAUACCAGUCAGGUUAGGGGAAGACAUUCUGAACUAAUUCAGUUUCGUUAGUGGAAGGGUUUAGUCCUGAUUGAGCCAACCUGGUUGGUUUGUUUGUAAGAAAACAAGGUGGAAUGAGCUAUGUCUGAUAUAGACUAUUUUGGCCCAUAUUUUUUCUGACUACAAUUAGAGAGUUUAUGUGAAAUUUAAAAAAAAAAUAAGGAUAGGUUUGCACAAAGGUUAUUUAGGUUCAAAGAACCCAACUCAAUUUCUGUUUUUAUUUGAAAACUGUGAUGGUUAUCCUUUUGUUGACCUACUGUUGUUUUGGAAAAAGUUUAGGAGAGUUAAGGUAAGGUCAUAGAAAGGAAAAAUAACUGCAUCAAUUUUACUGUAAUAAGCCCUAUUCACAGGCCCUCGCCCAUUUUGGGUUACUCUGGUAACUCCUAUAGUUUUGUUUUUCAACUGUUUAAAAGCAGUUGAGCAAAGUAUAAUAUUAAGCUGAUCGUGUUUCUUACUUGAGUUAAUGAACAAUUUAUCUUGAAAGAUGUUAACAUUUUUGCAGGUCUUUUUAAUGGGAUGUUAAUUAAUUUAUUUGUAUUCAUGGUUGGUAACUUUUUAGAAAAAUGCUAGGUAAAUUUUAUAAGGUGGUAGAUUAUUUAAAGAAAAUUGUCACUAGAGCAUGUAUAAAACUAGUUUAAUGGUUAAAAUACAUGUGUCUUGGUUAGUUUUUUUAAAAUAAAUGUGAAAAGGGUUUGAAUAUCUAUUUUGUUAUUGUUGAAUUACAUUAUUAACUUGUUAGGCCCCGUACCCCUUUCCAAAUAAUCUAGUCUACCGCGUACCCCUAUCUGAUAUAGGGUCAUAAUAUACCUAUGAAAACAGGGAAAAAAAUAUGUUUUUUUUCUAAUUACUAGAUUAAGUACUUGCAAAACCUCUUAACUUUAGACACCAGAAGCCAAUAACGGCUUGUUAGAAUGAGGCCAAUUAGAUCGCAAGCCAAUAUUUCGGUUUCAGAUUUGUAAUGUGUUGCAGGGCAGAUUUCAGUAAAGCUAAGCCCUGAUUAGUGAACAAUACAGCCAUGCACAGAGGGUAUGAAAUUCUGUAUUUUAAAAAAUUAACCAAUAGGACUUUAAGUUACAAAAAACUUUAAGCGGGCCAUUAAAAAAAUGCAUCUCGAUUUGUUGGUUCAGAAGGCACACAGGAAAGGAGGAUGGGCUAGAGUUUAGCCAAGUACUAAACUGUAAAGUACUGUAAAUGGAAAACUGCUGUUAAAAACUAACAAAAUAAAAUACAAUUUUCAUACUCCAAUAAGUAUGCCGACACGAGUCAAAAUUAAGAGUCCAAAAACAAAACGUUAAAAUUUACAAGGUUCAAAUUUAAAACAAAAUCAGAAAGCAAUUCUGAACAAAAUUCAUGCAUUUCUUCCAAUAAAUGAAAUGUAGAGAGAAAACAGAUGGGGCAGUUUGCAUAAUAACAUUUUAAAAAGUUACAAGUAUAGGCAUUUUUUGGUUUUUUCAAUUGAACUAAUUUUUUCGUAGAACACUUGUGCAGGGACAAUGUAAAAUGCUGUGUGUGUCUUGUGCGAUAUCGAAUCCAGCCAGAAUAAGCACAUUGUUGUGAAGUGAAUAUUUACAAAAGCUAAUUUGUUGUAAGCAGAAAGUGGAUAUUUAAUCAGGCAGUCAAAAAUUACUUUUAUCUAAAUGCUUACAUGUUAAAGUGUUUAGUGCAGAAGUCUGUUCAUGUUAAUCAGCUGUAAGACAAUUAAAGCGUGUUGAUGUGCACUCGCUGUAUGAUAUGAACACACUCAGUAGGUCUGGAGUAGGGAAUCCAAUUCCAGACACUUUUCCCAAUCCCAGGAUUUUGGGAUUUUUUUUUUUUUUUUAAUCCUGGGGUUCCAUUUUUGUAAUAAUAAUAAUAUUAUGCUUUUGCUUUUAUUAAUAAUUACCGGUGUGGAGACAUAGGGUAAUGCACUCACACGAUAAAGCAGUUCUUCAAUAAAUUAAUUAAUAAUGAUAUAAACACUUACAAGCACUGCAAGUAAAGAUAAGUCAUGUCAUUCCAGCUCUAGCUCAGAACAAGUGAGUGAUUUCACUGUCCAAGCAGGGCAGCCCAGCUGCCAGCUCAACUCAGUAAUACUGUUAUUUAAAAAUGUAAACGUAGAUAAAACACUGAACUGAUUAAACUAAUAACACUGAACAUUUAAACUCCAGAUAGUAAACUUACCUAGUAAAUACUGCACAUUUUUAAAAGAAGCAACAUCGCACAAUGACAAUCUGAGUUGUUUUUGUUUUUAGCCCACAGACUGCAGCACCACUGCCCUGCUAUUUAAAUAUGUAAAUUAGCCAUGUGUGCACUCAACGCUCACUCACUGUCAGCAGCCGGCUGGGUGUUUAUAGAGUUCACCUCGCCCAACAGAAAGGAAAUGUUCACCAGUACAGUUGCGGUUUUAUUUGA